This is a messenger RNA of Perca fluviatilis (European perch), 1082 nucleotides long. RefSeq lists its product as uncharacterized. The transcript has 8 exons. The coding region runs from base 72 to 1082 and encodes 336 amino acids. Lineage: Eukaryota; Metazoa; Chordata; Actinopteri; Perciformes; Percidae. The record is from RefSeq and is a predicted model, not a curated record.
CCCAGGCUGUGUCGCAGUUAGUUUCCUCCGUGUGGAGCUCCAGCUGAAGAUGAGAGGCUGAGUUCAGCAGCAUGGAUCAGUGUGAGGACAGAGGAACCACUCUGUGUGGGGACCAGGACCGCCAGACCAAAGCUCAGAGCCCAGAGCAGCAGCUCACACCUGACUCUGCUGAACCUGGACCUGGACCUGGACCUGAACCCAGCUGUGUGUCCAUGAAGAGUGACCGGUCUAAGGAUUUACCUGUGUACUUCAAAGAUGGACGUCACUCUGUUGAUCCAAGGAGAAAGCUGGAAGAACCAGAACCCAGCUGUGUGUCCAUGAAGAGUGACCGGUCUAAGGAUUUACCUGUGUACUUCAAAGAUGGACGUCACUCUGUUGAUCCCAGAGUGGACCAGGAGAGCUCAGAGGUUCCCAGUGAUCAGUCUGCCCAGCAGCAUCAAACACACCUGGACUCCAUAUUUAUGCUGCUGGAGGAGGACAUUGUCACGUUUGUAAAGAACGAGCUGAAGAAGAUCCGGAAGGUUCUGAGUCCAGAUUACCCAGAAUGCUCAGAGAGUCAGAGGGAGGGUGAAGAGGUGUUGGAUGGUGAAGACAAAGAGCAGAGGAGGAGCAGCAGAGAGGCAUUUCUGAAGAUCACACUGCACUUCCUGAGGAGAAGCAAGCAGGACGAGCUGGCUGAACGUCUGCAGAGCAGAAGUCCUUCUGGAGUUUGUAAGCGUAAACUCAAAUCUAAGCUAAACAAGAAGUUCCAGUGUGUGUUUGAGGGGAUUGCUAAAGCAGGAAACCCAACCCUUCUGAAUCAGAUGUUCACAGAGAUCUACAUCAUAGAGGGAGGGACUGCAGAAGUCAAUGCUGAACAUGAGGUCAGACACAUUGAAACAGAAUCCAGGAAACCAGACAGACCAGAAACAACAAUCAGACAUGAAGACCUCUUUAAAACCCCACCUGGAAGAGAUGAACCAAUCAGAAGAGUAAUGACAAAGGGAGUGGCUGGCAUCGGGAAAACAGUCUUAACACAGAAGUUCACUCUGGACUGGGCUGAAGACAAAUCCAAAGUGAAGAACAUCAAGUAUGAUGGAUGA